AACGAAUUGAAUUGAAUGCCAUGCAUGUAUAAUAGUCACGUGACUGCCCUGUUUGCAAAUGUAAACAAAUUUAUCGCGGCAUGUCAGCUUGGUUUGCCCCCAAGCAUUUCUCUGUUCUUCCUGUGUAGGCGAUUGGGAUUGUUCCUAGGCAAUAGGGGUUGGUUACUUUUUCGUGAAUUUGGAGGCUGAUUUCGCUUGAGAAAUCUAGCGUGGGGAAUUGAUACCGUACCGUAUUUUGCGGUAAAGAAGAAGAUUUUUCUUCACAAAACUCGAAAUAUGCAGAAGGCAGCGAGAUUAAAAAGGGAAUUGGAGAUGUUGCAACAAAGUCCACCACCAGGAGUUUCGUGCAAUCAGGAUGAAACAAAUAAAGAUCUGUUGCAUGCUCAAAUCAUUGGGAGUGAAGGGACGCCUUACUAUGGUGGAUUAUUUCAAUUACAAGUCACUGUCACCGAUCGUUAUCCAUUCGAACCUCCAAAAGUAAUUUUUCAAACUCCAAUAUAUCAUCCGAACAUUGAUAAUGGAGGACGAAUAUGCCUUGACUCACUGAAAAUGCCACCACAGGGUGCAUGGAAGCCAUCACUUAACAUCUCAUCUCUUCUAAUAACGAUACAAUUAUUAAUGGCAGAACCAAAUCCUGAUGAUCCUCUGAUGACAGAUAUAUCGUCAGAAUUCAAAUGCAAUCGUAAUUUAUUCAAUGAAAAAGCAAAACAAUGGACAAGAAAAUAUGCAAUGCAAAAAAUGCAGAUUCCAACGAGACCUAAAAAUCACAUAAUAAUAUCUAGUGAUGAAGAUAACUCUUUCACAUGCAAGAAAAUUGAAGAUAUAGCGAUGGAAACAGAAAGCGCACAGUGUUCAGGAACUGGCUCUAAUUCUAGAAAAAGAACUUCUUCUGAUACAGAUCAUCAAUCAGUGAGAAAAAAGAGAUGAUUUAUAUUUUCUUCAUUUUAAUGAAUUUUAGAAAAUUUUUGUUCUUUUGGUACUUCUGGGCGGCGUUGAGCGCAUUUGGACCCAUUUUUUAUGCGUUUCCCAUGAGAAGAGUUAUCUCAAUAUAGGUGAAAUUUGGCCCACUCUCCUAAUGCUAAACAUGCAAUUUCAGGCAGUUGGUUUUUAAAGGCACUUACUCUAGCUCAAGUGCUUCAAUUAAAAGUGCUUUGCAAUUAUCCUUGUUGGGGGCCAACAAAUAUGCAUGGCCUUAAUCUCAAAAUUUUCAUUUUAUCCGUUUUGUUCAGAUACGCACAUGCAUGGGACUUUUUGAACAAAUUUAAUUAAAGUGCUUGACAUGCUUUAAUAUGCAAAUUUAUUAUACAAAUUGUAAACUAGAGUCCCUCACAUUCGAUUUAUUGGCCUUAAUUUGUCGAAGUCAAAACUUCAACCUUUUUGCAUGUAAGAUGACAGUAUUGCACGCCAUAAAACAUGUCAACUGUAUUGCACCAUUUUUUUUAUACAAUUUACAUAAUUGCAUGAAGAGUCUGCUAAUAAUUUCAUUUUUUAUUCUCUGUGUCACAGACAUUGAUCAAUGUCUUGGAUAAUCGUUAGUGAAGACUUGUUGUUAAUUUAUCAUUAGUUCUAGGCUGAAUAUAAUCAAGCAUGUGAUUCAUUUACAAAUAGUUGCCUUAGUUUCUAAAGUGUAUGAGCAAAUUACCAUCUUCCCUCUCUGGUUCCGCUGUGGGUACUCUCGUGUCUACCAGGUUAGGGCCAGGCCAUAAUUUUAUUCUGAAUUUCCCUAUUUUAGUUCUAUUACGACUUACGAGUCCGGGAACUGUCUGUGUUAUCCAAGUGAAUAUACCUCCUGCCCAUAGGUUUCAUUCCCUUUACACAACUUGAUGUAAAGUAGACGAACAAAAUUAGGUACCUCCAUAUUGGUACCUACACUUCUGGAGCGCCCCUCUGUGUGGUUAGUUAGAAUUGUAGUCUCAUGCUGUUGCAACCAGCACUUUGUGAUUAUUUAUUGAAGCAAUAAUUGGUUGCAGAAGACUCCGUGUGUCUUUUUUUGUCUUUCAUUUUUAUUGCAUUUCAGUGUUUUCUUAUUAAAUUUUGGUUACUCUCUUGUAUAUGUGUACCAGGUUAGGGUUCUGCCAUAAUUUUAUUCCGGUUUUCCUUAUUUUGGUUUUAUUACGAGUACAGGGACUGUCUGCGUUAGUCAAGUGAAUAUACCCUCUCCCCUUUAGACAACUUUAUGUAAAAUAGGCAAACAAAAAUAGGUAUCUGAACCUUCAUAUUGGUACACACACCUCUGGAGCGUCAAUUUUUGUGAUUGAUGUAGGAAGCCAUGUCCUUUCUGGUAUAAUUCUAAAACAAGGAUAAGUACAACAAUUCUAUCACAUAUAGUCAUUACACGAUUUGUUUCAAAUGAUAUUGAAUUGCCAGGUAUCUUUGAUUAAAAGCGCAAAAUUUCCAAUCCUUCAACCUUGCUCAGAGCAAAUCUUCUUAUAAAAAAACUCUUAAUUAGAUUUACCUUUAUUGAUGAUUUGCUUCAGAUCAAUGAACUAAUAGUAUAAAUGAUUCUCGUUUUUUCUUCUAUUUGUACUAUAAUUGUACAUUUUCAGUUUUAUAAUUCCUCUGUAUUGAACCACUGCCGUUUCGGAACACUGCUUUUCAAUGUGUCUCUGUACUUUUAUGCCUUUUUAGCAUCCUGCCAAUGUUCUUUCUUUUUCCAUAUUUUCGAAAAUAAUAACAUAAAUUUUCACA
Styela clava is the source of this 2688-nucleotide messenger RNA. RefSeq names its product ubiquitin-conjugating enzyme E2 T-like. The record is from RefSeq and is a predicted model, not a curated record. NCBI's taxonomy places the organism in Eukaryota, Metazoa, Chordata, Ascidiacea, Stolidobranchia, Styelidae.